Molecule: messenger RNA, 3193 nt
Organism: Pseudovirgaria hyperparasitica
Lineage: Eukaryota; Fungi; Ascomycota; Dothideomycetes; Acrospermales; Acrospermaceae
Product: vacuolar protein sorting-associated protein 11
Exons: 7
Coding region: 35-2989 (984 amino acids)
Biological process (GO): vacuole organization; endosome organization; vesicle-mediated transport
Cellular component (GO): endosome; HOPS complex
Molecular function (GO): protein binding; protein-macromolecule adaptor activity
Source: RefSeq, a predicted model, not a curated record
CGGUACCUAGAAGGCAAGAAGAUGGACCGGUGAAAUGGCGUUGUCAUGGAAAGCCUUCAAAUUCUUCGACGUCGCCCAGGUGAAGCUUCCUGAAGAUGAGAUUGCUUCUCUAUCUGAGGGCAAUAUCACCUCAGUAGCCUCUGGUUCCGAGAAUGUAUUUCUUGGAAGCACAGAUGGCCAGGUUCGCAUCCUCUCGCAUACUUUCAAAGUUGUCCGAACCUACAAGGCGCAUGAUGAGGGUGCUAUUACCCAUAUGAAGCAAGUCCAGGGAACUUCGCUGCUAGUCACAAUCGCAGAAGACUCCCCGAAGGAGCCUGUGCUGAAGGUGUGGGCGCUGGACAAGGUAGAGAAGAAAACUGGGAUGCCAAGAUGUCAAAGUACGCUGACGAUACACAACGGGCGGAGACCUUUCCCUAUUACUGCAUUCGCGGCCCUCGAGGACCUAUCACAACUUGCCGUUGGUUUUGGAAACGGAUCCGUCACAGUGGUACGUGGAGAUCUGAUACACGAUCGCGGCGCGAAACAGCGGACAGUCUUCGAGACUGAGGAGCCCAUAACUGGUAUUGAGUUCCGAGAAGGCAAUACAACAACGCUUUACAUCGCUACUACGGGAAAAAUUUCAACUCUGAUCAUAUCCGGGCGGGGACAAGGGCAACCGGCUCGUUCGCUAGAAGACACGGGUUGCGCAGCUGGUUGUAUGUGCGUGGAUAACUAUACACGUGAUGUGAUAGUGGCCAGAAAUGAUGCAAUAUACUCUUAUGGUCUUGCCGGACGAGGUCCCGUACAUACAUAUGAAGGACCUAAAGAUCGAAUUGGCAUAUUCAAGGACUACGUCGCUGUGGUUUCUCCCCCUAGGACAAACACCAAUAUUCGCACCGGCGUUUUUAGGGCUUUCGGUGUGGGUCAGGCCGAUGACUUAUUCAACACAUCACGUUUCACCAUCCUUAACACAGAUCUAAAAUUCAUUGCAUACGAAGAGUCUCUAAGCUCACGUGUGAAAGCCAUAUUCUCGGAAUGGGGAGACUUUUUCGUUAUGACCGAUGAUGGCAAACUUUUCAGAUACCGCGAGAAAACUUUGCAACAAAAGCUAGAUGUCUUGUACCAGAGAAACUACUACAUACUUGCCAUCAGUCUUGCGCAAAAGUCUGGCGUAACCACUGCACAGUUGAACGUAAUCCUACGGAGAUACGGGGAUCACUUAUAUCAAAAGCAAGAUUAUGAUACAGCGAUGCAGCAGUACCUCAAAGCUAUCGACAACACAGAGCCUUCGCAGGUCAUUAGAAAGGUGCGCUGGCCCGGUAGCUUUCAUAAAGUAUGUUCUGACAAGUACCAGUUCCUGGAUUCCCAACGUAUCCAAAAUUUGAUAGAAUAUCUGGAGGAACUUCAUGAGCAUCAUAGAGCCACUUCAGAUCACACAACAUUACUUCUAAACUGCUACGCGAAGCUCAAAGAUGUAAAGAAGCUCGAAGAGUUUAUCAAAUCACCAGGUGAUCUGAAGUUUGAUCUAGACACCGCCAUAUCAAUGUGCCGUCAAGGUGGCUACUUCGAUCAAGCCGCUUACUUAGCAAGGAAGCAUAAUGAGCACGAACUUGUCGUGGAUAUUCUGAUCGAAGACUCGAAACUCUACGCUGAAGCCUUGGCAUACAUAUGGCGGCUGGAGCCGGAGGAGGCCUUUCACAACAUUACCAAGUAUGCGACAGUACUCCUGGAGCAUUGCCCAAGAGAUGCAACCACGCUUUUCAUCGACUACUACAUUGGCCAGUUCCGGCCGAAGAAGGAUACUGUGGUGGUUCAAAAUGUGGCCACGAGCUCGGGAGGCAUGGUCUCAACGGCAUCUAAUGCUGUCCAGAACCUUGCAGCACUCUUGCCCUUGCCAUAUAUGAACGCAAAUGCUGCCCAAACGUCCAACGAGGAGCAGAAGUCCACCAUGAGCCAAACACAGAUCGUAGAGAUGGAUAAUGACGAUUCCACUCCAGAGUACAAGAUCCCGAAACCGCGUUCCGCUUUCUCGGCAUUUGUGGAUCACCCGGAUGAGUUUGUCACGUUUCUCGAAUCUUGCAUCAAUUCUCAAAAGCUGGGCGAGGAUGAUAAGACAGAUCUGUAUACUACUCUGUUUGAGAUGUACAUCCAUACAGCUCGCAACAAGAAGGACGAGGAGCGGGAAGAAUGGGAAACCAAGGCUAAGAAACUUAUUGAAGGGAAAAACAUCCCUAUCGACACCUCAAAUGUCCUUUUGCUUUCCCACCUUUCAAAUUUUCGCGACGGCACCAUCCUCGUACGUGAGCAACAAGGCCUCAGGUUCGACAUAUUCCGAUCUUAUACGAAUGCUAAGGAUACCAAAGGCGCCAUUAAAGCACUUCGCAAAUAUGGUCCAGAGGACCCGCAGUUGUAUCCCGCGGCUCUAGCAUAUCUCACGUCUAGCCCAGCCAUCUUGCAAGAGGCAGGUGACGAGCUCGAUGCAGUUUUGCGAAAGAUAGACGACGACGGGUUGAUGGCACCCUUACAGGUCAUACAAACCCUCAGCGCUAACGGUGUAGCAACUAUGGGCAUGAUCAAGAAAUAUCUUAGUGGGACUAUUGAGCGCGAAAGGCAGGAAAUAUCAAACAAUCGACGAACUACAGCGACUUUCAAGAAAGACACAGCCGAGAAGCUAGCGGAACUCGAAACGCUCAACACAAAACCGGAAGUCUUCCAAACAACGAGGUGUUCUGCAUGCGGUAAUUCGCUUGACCUACCGACGGUACGCUUUCUAUGUAAGCAUUCGUUCCAUCUUCGAUGCUUGAACGUUACUCAAGAAGAUGAUAUUGAGAGCGGUGACGUUGAGUGCCCCAUAUGCGCCCCCAACAACGCAACGAUCAAGGCAAUACGAAAGGCACAACUAGAAAGUGCGGAGCGUCAUGAUCUUUUCAAAGAUGCAUUAAAGAGUAGUCAAGACGGCUUUGGAACGAUCAGUGAAUGGAUGGGUCGUGGUGUUAUGGGCGUCGAAUAGCUUGGAAUAAUGAAUCAAGCAUGACACCAAAGCAAUGCAUGUUCUUGUGUACAGGCUAUGGCGUAUAUGUAUAUCAGAGCUAUGAUUCGGAACAUGCUUGGAGAAAGGCACGUUACUGCUCUGGAAGUAGAUCCCACUAGUAAAUAGAAACAUAGUACUAAUCAAAGGAUAAUCAUAUAUUGGUAUAUUGAAUACUAUUCUGCU